AUGCGUGUGUGUAUAUAUAUAAGCUUCACGAUCGGUUCUUGGCAUAAUCAUAUUCACAAUUUUAAACAUUAUUAGUUCAUUUUUAAUCCAUUCUUGUGUAAAUUGAAAUACCCAUGGCUUCGUUUACUACUUUCAAUAAUGUCCCCAUUAUUGCAUUUGUUUUCUUCUGUGUUCUUGCAUUAUCAGUCCCCGUCACCGGCCGGCCGGCGACUUUUCUUGAAGAUUUCCGGGUAACCUGGUCGGAAUACCAUAUCAAGCAACUUGAAGGAGGGAGGGCAAUUCAACUCACUCUUGAUCAAAACUCUGGAUGUGGGUUUGCUUCAAAACGCAAAUAUUUGUUCGGAAAAGUGAGCAUGAAGAUUAAACUCGUCCCCGGGGACUCAGCCGGAACAGUCACUGCCUUUUACAUGAACUCAGACACAGACACAAUACGCGACGAAUUAGACUUUGAGUUCUUGGGAAAUAGAAGUGGGCAACCAUACACAGUUCAAACCAACAUCUACGCUCAUGGAAAGGGCGACCGAGAGCAAAGAGUCAACCUCUGGUUCGACCCAGCGGCCGAUUUCCAUACUUAUUCAAUCAUGUGGAAUCAUGCGGAGAUUCGUUUCAGUGUGGAUGAGAUUCCCAUAAGGAUUUACAAGAACCACGAAGCGAAAGGGAUUCCGUAUCCAAAGGUACAGGCAAUGGGAAUAUACUCAACGUUAUGGGAAGCUGACGACUGGGCCACAAGGGGUGGUUUGGAGAAGAUAGAUUGGAGCAAAGCCCCAUUCUACGCUUAUUACAAGGACUUUGACAUAGAGGGGUGCGCAGUGCCGGGGCCAGCCGAGUGCCCCUCGAACCCCAACAACUGGUGGGAAGGCCCGGCCUACCAAUCUCUCACUCCUCUGCAAGCCAGAAGUUACAGAUGGGUUCGUUUGAACCACAUGAUCUAUGACUAUUGCACCGACAAGUCCCGCUACCCUGUCCCCCCGCCGGAGUGCGUCGCGGGCAUAUAACCAUAAAGCUCUUUCUUUUGCCAAACAGACCACAUUACUGCUGGGGUUGAUUGGUUGAUUAUUCUCUGUGGCUGUUCUUUUAGGAGCUAGUGAGCAAAAGUCAAUAUUCCUACUCCUACUUUGUGUUGUUGCACACAUUAUAUAUUAUUAUUUGUGUCAAUGGUAGUGUAUGGCCUUUUCAUUUGUUAAUAAGAAAUUUAUGCACGAUUAUUUUCGUUGUU
Molecule: messenger RNA, 1216 nt
Organism: Momordica charantia (bitter melon)
Lineage: Eukaryota; Viridiplantae; Streptophyta; Magnoliopsida; Cucurbitales; Cucurbitaceae
Product: putative xyloglucan endotransglucosylase/hydrolase protein 7
Biological process (GO): xyloglucan metabolic process; cell wall biogenesis
Cellular component (GO): apoplast; cell wall
Molecular function (GO): hydrolase activity, hydrolyzing O-glycosyl compounds; xyloglucan:xyloglucosyl transferase activity
Source: RefSeq, a predicted model, not a curated record